Messenger RNA from Cavia porcellus (domestic guinea pig), 6849 nucleotides. It is a transcript of the gene Nudt9, whose product is annotated as nudix hydrolase 9. Lineage: Eukaryota; Metazoa; Chordata; Mammalia; Rodentia; Caviidae. The coding region runs from base 540 to 1442 and encodes 300 amino acids. The transcript has 9 exons. Gene Ontology annotation, cellular component: mitochondrion. Gene Ontology annotation, molecular function: ADP-ribose diphosphatase activity. The record is from RefSeq and is a predicted model, not a curated record.
CCGGAUGCAGGUUCCCGUAGUUGGGUUGGCAGUGUGGGCGUCACGUGUCGGUGUGGACUGGGUCGCCCCUGGGAAAGCCCUCGAGUGUUUCUUGCGGGGGCGCCGGGGUGUGUGUGUGUCUUGGUCGAUGUAGCGACUCUGUCCCGGGAGUUGGGGCUGCCUGGUCCUAGUGCACGGCGGACGCGUGCCCCUGGCCCCGGCGGUGCUGCGCUUGGAGUCCGAGGCCCAGCUGAGAGCAGCCUGGCUCUGCCGGGCGCCGAUGGCCGCACGCUCCCUGGGAAAGGCCUUCGUCGCGGUGUCUCUGUCAGUGACGCUGGCCUCGGUGGCAGUCGGGUCCUCCGGCUGCCGCAGCAUCCCGGCGCGCAGCGAUAGAGUCUGUUUAAACCGUUGAGUUUCCCUGGCUGGGCUCGAAGUUUGGAUGAGAUGACAGACGCGCACCACAACCCCCAGCUUCAGGACCUGUCCUGACUCCUGAUUUUGAAAUUUGCCGUCCUCUAAACUCAUUUUCUUCUCGGUGGUUUCAUCUAAACUCUAAUAUCAUGUCCAGUUCUAAUGGUGCCAAAGAGAAUUCUCACAACAAGGCUCGGACAUCACCUUACCCAGGUUCCAAAGUUCAGCGAAGCCAGGUUCCCAAUGAGAAAGUGGGCUGGCUGGUGGAGUGGCAGGACUACAACCCUGUGGAGUAUACCGCCCUCUCUGUCUUGGCUGGACCCAGGUGGGCGGAUCCCCAGAUCAGUGAAAGUAACUUCUCUCCGAAGUUUAAUGAAAAGGAUGGACAUGUGGAGAGAAAGAGCCAGAAUGGCCUGUAUGAAAUCGAAAAUGGACGGCCCAGAAAUCCUGCAGGACGAACAGGCCUGGUUGGCCGGGGGCUUCUGGGGAGAUGGGGCCCAAAUCAUGCUGCGGAUCCCAUUAUAACCAGGUGGAAAAGGGACAGCAGUGGAAAUAAAAUCACCCACCCUGUUUCUGGGAAAUGCAUCUUACAGUUUGUUGCAAUAAAAAGGAAAGACUGUGGAGAGUGGGCGAUCCCAGGGGGGAUGGUGGAUCCAGGAGAAAAGAUUAGUGCCACCCUGAAAAGAGAAUUUGGUGAGGAAGCUCUCAACUCCUUACAGAAGUCCAGUGCAGAAAAGAGAGAACUGGAGGAACAGUUACACAAACUCUUCAGCCAAGAGCAUCUAGUGAUAUAUAAGGGAUAUGUCGAUGACCCUCGCAACACUGACAAUGCAUGGAUGGAGACAGAAGCUGUGAAUUACCACGAUGAGACAGGUGAGAUCAUGGACAACCUUGCCCUGGAAGCUGGGGACGAUGCUGGGAAGGUGAAGUGGGUGGACAUCAGCGACAAGCUGAAGCUGUAUGCCAGCCAUGCACAGUUCAUCUACCUGGUGGCAGAGAAGCGGGACGCGCACUGGUGCGAGGACUCGGCCACCGACUGCCAUGGCCCCUAGGCUGGUGCCAGGGCCCAGAAGCCAUCAAGGUGUAGGUCCUGAGCGGGAGGGGGAGUCCUGGAGCUGGUGUGGGGACCGCGCAGGCAAGGACCGGAAGUCACUUUAUUCAUGUGCAAGGUUCAGAAUGUCUACAUUUAGAAGGUUUGGGGUUAAAAUAAAAUGAGUAAAUGUGAUAAAAAUUUUCAUGUUUCUGGUCAAAAGGAUUUGAUAUAGUAAUAUUUUGUAUGUGUUCUAUUUAAGCAUGGCAUGGCCAGUACUGUUUGACAAAUUGUAACUCGAAUAAAAAUAAAUUCCUGGUUGGACAUAACUUCUGUUCUUUUUGUCCUAGUAAUCUGAAAAAAGUAAAAACUUCAUGUAUUCUUGACUUUGGAGUCAUCAGGUUCAUAAAUACAGUUAUUCUUUUAGCCAGUAAGGUCAAGGCCAGUGAAUAAGAGUUCAUAUUCUCAUUUUCAGAAAUCCUGAACUUAAUCUGUCCAGGGAGUUAGCACCUGUGGAAUUUUUUUUUUGUACUGGAGUUUGGGGAUUGAUCUCAGGACCCUGCGCUUGCCAGGCAGGUGCUUACGCCUCUGACUAUAUCCCCGGUCCAAAAUUUUAAUCUGUUACAACUGCUGUGCCACAAAUUGAUUAAAAAUGGAUGCAGAAUGGAAUCGAUGUCGGGCAGGGUCUGAGGAUGAUCCUGUGACAGUGUUUUGUUGUUUGUUUGUUUGUUGUUUUGUCUUUCUGAGACAAGGUCUCAUUAUAUAAUUCAGGCUGACCUUGAACUUAUUUUGUAGCCCAGGCUGAUCUCGAACUCACAGCAAUCCUCCUGGCUCAGCCUUUUGUGUGCUGAGAUUAUGCUGGCCAGUGUCCUUGUUAGGGAGUGCUAAUCUUGAAGUAAGUUUUUCAGAGAUGGGUAGUUAACAUUCUAAAUCAGGAAAUCAAAAGGUUAGUAUACAACGUCUGUCCCUUGGAAGUAAUGAAGAGAAAAGAAAAGUAACACUGCAUUGUCCCUGUAGACCCGUGUAUUACUUCCAGGCCAAAGAGCCAUUGGGAAGUCCCGUGAUACCGACUCCUGUCGCCCUGUGUGGGAACGGUCCUGCUGCUUUCCUCGUUUAGAUGGAAUACAGAUGGAACCUCCAAAGGGAGGAGGCUGGAGAGGGCAGCGUGGUAGUUUCCUUCAGGUGUUUGAGAAAGGGCUUAGGUUUACCCGUGUAGCUUGAGAACAGAACUAGGUAAAGGCAAAACAAAGGUUUUGUUUUUAUUGUUUUAUUUUUUAUUUGUAUUGACUUUUUGUUAGAACUUCGUUGUUAGUAACCCUGAACUGAACUGACAGGAGGCCUUUCCCCCUUAGGCCACCUUGCAGAUUGCUGAGAAACAUUUCCAUGUGUGAUUUUAGGAUGCUUUGAAUUUUUUGAAGAGGUAAUAAUUAUUAGACUGCACCAUUCCUGGUCCCUAGCCCGCGUCAGGAGGGACUUGCACUUGAUAAGAGAUGACCUUCCUUGGAGGGGAGGCUGCAGACCCAGCCCCAGCGUGAAGGAGCUGUGACUUACAGUCUUGGGCAGGAGGAAACUUCUCAUUCUGGUGUGGAACAAGACUCUGAUUUGGCACCACUUACAGAAGCUCUUAGGAAACUGUGAGCUACUUUAUGAAAGAUGGCAUUUGUUUGUGUUUAUUAGUUUUGAUAUAUUUAAACUGAAAGUAAUAAAGACUCUGGAUUAUGUUAAAGUUUUAUUUAAAGUACAACUAAAGCAAAUGACCAGUAUGUAAAUCACAAAUUCUUCAUUGUGUUUUAGAGUUUUCACUGGAACUUUUAUAGAGUCUGGAAAAUAAAACAUGCAUUUGUAGAUAAGCUAGAAGCAUAUAAUCUUCUGAGAACUGUAAAUGCUCAGCACCAUCUGUACAGGAAAAACCAAAUGAAAACAUUAGCUUAACACAUUCCUGGAGUUACAGCUAUUCCUAUAUCACCAGGUAAUGCUCUCUUCCUCUUUGCUGUUCCUAUGUCUUAGGUAUAAAGAAUAUUUUUCCUUUUCCUUUAGAGACAGGUAGUAAAAUAAUUAAUCAUAAUAGAUAACAUUUGGUGAAUAUUUGUGUAUCAGAAUUUUCACAGAAGUCCUGUGAACUGAGGUGGUAGUUACUCUCACUGAUGAAAAAAAAACAGGUAUUUUGAAAUGCUAAGUAGGGUUAUAUCCAGUAAGGAACCCAGCUUGGGUUUGAAUCUCUGUCUUCCUAGGUCUGGUGUCUGUUCCCCUGUGAGGUUAUGGAUCUUUUGUGGUCUGCUCCUUUCAGGGUGCAGCUGGGGAGCUUAUGUUCCAUGAACAGCAUUCAGAGAAACUGACCUGAGCUGUAAGGCCAAGCCUGAUUGAAUGGCACUGCUGAAACUGUUUGCAUGAUCCUGUGUUAAUCUUAGAAUAAAUGGUCACAAUCUGUGUUUGUCUUUCCUGAGCCUCCUAAAGCAUUUCAAGCACAAAAUGAUAUGUGCUUAAAGGCAUGAUUGCCUUAAAAGCAAUAUGUAGUGGCGUUUAAAAGAUUUGCACAUUUUACUAGCUGCAUAACUUAUGGCAUCAGAGUGACAGAAUUAUUUCCAUUAAAAUAGACAGUACAGAUUACAAUUACUGUAAGAAGACGUUUUCACUGUAUUUACUUCCUCAUCCCUACCCAUCUAUCCUGUUUUAUGGUUAUUGUACUGCUGAUGUGUUAAUAUGAGUGAUUGGUUAGGGGUGGAAAAUAAUGUAAUUCUGUUACACUUAAAUUCUGAUAAAUUGAAGCUUCAAAUGCCUUUUCUGAAGCAUGAAGCUUCAUUUUUCCCACAUGGCCUCUGAUGGCCUGAUGCAAGAAUCUGAGUGGUAGAGGCACCAGUGCUAUAGGGCAGUGAGGCUUGUUGGAAGGAAGCUGGUGGGUGAAAUACAGUUUCUCACAGUUGGGGUUGAAAAUGCUUUGAUUCAUCAGUUUCUCUCAUGGUGGAGUAAAAUAAACACAUAUCUUAUGUCAUUUUAAUUAUAUUUUGUUUUUUAAAACCUGUGCCUUUGUAGCCUCUGCAUUUUGUUAUCAUAUGUUUUAAAUGAAAGAAAACGAGUGAGAGUCAGAGACUCAGGAAGUUGCUUUGAGGUCUGCCGUUACUGGGUUGGUAACUUUACAGUGGGCUUUUUUCGUUGUUUAUUAUGAAUUGUCCAUGAAAUGGAGGUAAGCCUAGGUAGACUUUAGUGUUUGAAAUUUCUUAAACUAAUAGUGCUUAUGCUUCUGUAAACAUAAAUUCUGUGAGAUAACUAUGGAAUUCUGAAAAGAGUAUCUUUUAAGGUAUGCAGAAAUGUAAAUUUUAAGGUGUUAGAGGAAACUGAGUUUAUAACUCAUGAGAUCUAAUUGGAUAGAUCAAUUGAGUUGAUGUACCGUAAGCCUUUAUAGUUUAGAGGGGCUGUUCUUACCUUUCCUGACAUUGAUGUCACUUUGUCAAUAAAAUCAUAAAAAUAACGUCUUAUUCCAAUGAAGCCCUGGGGGGGAAAAAAAAAAUAGAGAUACUGUUUUCAGUUCAUCCAGUAAAUUUGUAGUUUUUUUCUGUUUUUUGUCCUAGGGAUCAAACUCAUGAUCUUGUGCUUGUCAGGCAGCCACUUACACCGCUGAGCUAAACCCCCAGUAAAUUUGUAGUUUAUAAUAGCAUACAAAUGAACAGAGACUUACCCUCAGUUGGUUCAAAACUCAUCUUUAAUUUAGUGCAUAAACUGAAAUAGUUUGUAUGUGAAAAUUUUUUUUGAAAAAUUACUUCCAUUCUGUUGUAUAGUGUUUUGUUUACAUGAUGUUAAGAUUUGAAAACAGAGAUGCAGCAUUUAGCUAUAAGUUCUUUUAGUCCACAGAAAUGCUUUCUUGUUUCGUGACAGUGCUAACAAUGUUAGGACAUUAGACAACGGAUUUGAAUAAACACCAGGGUGCACUUCACGGAAGGGCUGUGUUUCAACAGUGAUACCAGUUCCCCAUUGAGUGGCACUUGAAUCAGAAUCUCACUGCAGCUCUGAAUGCAUACUUCGUCUCAAGGGUUUGCUUGUGCAAGCUGAUUUACUGGAAAAAUACUGCUGUGUAGUUUCCACCUGGUUCUUCUGUUCAGAGCUCAGCAGCCUGCGCAAAAAAGAACCUGACCUACACUACCUAGUGGUGAGUGCUUUCACUUGGAGAACUGUGGGCCCUGGAAUGUAUGGAAGAAUGUUUAUGCUAAACAUUGUCUGACCUUGGCAGUUCUCAAGUGACAGCAGUGCUCCCUGGUAGUGCUGGUUCUUCUAGUGUGUCCUCUCCUGCGCUCUGCCUUAGCUAGGAGUGUCAAGAGGGAAAAACCCUUAUCACACGGAUGUGACAAACAGUUCAGUAAGUUGUUCUGUCAGGCUCUUUUUCCAGAAUAAGUUGUGGCCAACAGGGCUUUUAAAAGCCCUGGUAAUUUGAAUGAGGUAAAUGUCUUGGCAAACAUUUCCACCGGAAGGAAUCUCUGAGUUCACCAGGGUCACGCAGCUCAUGUAAUUGCACAGGUGAGGUUAGGGUCAUAAUUAGGGUCUAGGAUAAGAUUAGGAGCAUGCGCAAGUGUGCCUCAGCCAUGCUUGGAUGGAAAGACGAGUUAAUUUUUAGUGUGUAAUUACCCAUGGCAAUCAUUUGGGGCAGUCCUUCAGACAGCCUUGGUCAGAGGCGUGCCAGAGUUUUCUGAUGUGCCUUUUGGAAAUGACUGUAGUGCUGUUCACAGAGUGGGUUGGGGAAGAGCACCGGGCAUUUGACGCCAAGACUUGGGUCUUUUAUUUAGUUGGGCUCAGAGGCUGUCUGUUUGACUGCCAGUUUCCUGGUACGUCUAAAUGGUGCUCCAGAUAACAAAAGUCAUCAAAGAAUUCUGAAAAAUUGUAUGUUAGGAUUAAGGCCUAAUUUUCUUCCCAAAUGAUUAAGGCCUAAUUUUCUUCCCUCAUGUCCCUUAGCAUUCGGAGAUGCUGUUAGUAAUAAAAUAAAAUGUUCUAUUUCAUUAAUAGAAUUUUAAAAGAAAAAGAUCCUAGAUUGUCUGUAUUGUCCAUCAUGAGAUUCAUCCUGAUUUCAGAAAUGUCCAUGUGAAAAGCGUUCAGACAAAAGGGAUGGAAUUUUUUAGUGUUAUCUUUUAUAACUGUUCCAAGUAUUUCUCUUACAUUUUCAUAACUAAGAUUUGGAGUAAUUUCUUGUAUCAGUAAAUCACCUCAUUAUAAAGUUGAAUUGCGUGAUGUUAAAAACAUGUUAGAAUUUAGAUUUGAUAAUGUAUAAUGUGUUACAUAUUUAUGCUAAUUCAUUAGUAAAAAAAAAAUAGCCAAAUCUGUUUUGUCUUUCCUAAAGCCACUUGUUCUGCAAUCCUGAGUCUUCUGACCCCACUCUCUCUGAUCAAUAGAAGACAUUGUUUUGCUUUACAGUUUGGAGGAAUUGAAUAAAUGAAUAUAGAACUGUU